Pimephales promelas (fathead minnow) is the source of this 615-nucleotide messenger RNA. RefSeq lists its product as uncharacterized. Gene Ontology annotation, molecular function: phospholipid binding; cholesterol transfer activity; phosphatidylcholine-sterol O-acyltransferase activator activity. The record is from RefSeq and is a predicted model, not a curated record. Gene Ontology annotation, biological process: cholesterol efflux; lipoprotein metabolic process; phospholipid efflux. Lineage: Eukaryota; Metazoa; Chordata; Actinopteri; Cypriniformes; Leuciscidae. Gene Ontology annotation, cellular component: extracellular vesicle; high-density lipoprotein particle; very-low-density lipoprotein particle.
UAAGCCCGGAAAAAUAUGAAGUCUCUUGUGAUUCUUGCAUUGGCUGUUUUUACAGCAUGUUGCAAAACCAACAUAUCUAAUGAAGACAAGCCAAAUCCACAUCUGGAACACUUAAUAAAUGCAUUCUGGAACUAUAUUGCUCAAACAGUGCAUACUACUAAUGAAACUCCACAAAUGAUAAGGGCGACCCAACUGGGACAAGAAGUCAAACUAACACAGACUCCUCCAUCUGAAGAUAUGAUGACCAAAAUCACAGAGGAGACUGAAGUGCUGAGGGAGCGUUUGGGCCAGGACCUGAACACCCUGAGAGACAAACUGAAGCCCUAUGCCGACAACCUCAAGAGCCAGAUCCAGCAGAGAGUGGAGGAGCUCAGGACCGCCAUGACUCCAUAUGCAGAAUCCCUGGAUUCUGAGACCCUGAAGGCCACUCUGCUCCAGAAGAGUGAGGAGCUGAAAGGAAACCUGGAGCAGAGCGUGAAGGAGCUACAGGCUCAGCUGGAGCCCUACACAGCAGAAAUCAAGGAGAAUGUUGACCAAAAUCUGCAGGAAAUGAAAAAAUCUUUUGCUGUAUCAACCGAAGACCUCCAGUCCCAGAUUUAAUCUGCAAAGUUUUUU